AUGGAAUAAAAUACUAAGACUAAUUAAGAAUAUGUAAUACUAUAUUGAUUAUAUAAGUUUAAAAAACUAAAGCUUAUACAGAAGAAGAUGAAUGAUGUGAAAGCUGAUCAGAGUCCUACUGUGAUUAAAUAUAUGGUGAGAAGAAAAAGUGCUGAAGAAAUUCAAUUACCUUUGCAUGAUGUUGAAUAUAAUAAUCAACCAUAAAAGAAAUAGUUAUUUUUCUUUAAGAACUUCUAAAAAGUGACAAUAGAUCCUCAUAUAAAAUUGGAUGAAAUUAAUGAAGAAAAAUGGACAAUUAUGACUAAUAAUUAUAAAUCACUCAUAGAGAAAUCUCGUUAAAGUCUAAUGAAACAUAAUGAAAGUGGUGAGACUUAAUUCCAUAAUAAGGAACCACGUAAAAUGUAAUUCAUUACAAGAAGAUAGUCUAUUGAAUAUCGAUUACGUGAAAUUGUUACUGUCCCUAGCAAUCAUACCUCAGUCUCACCUUUGAAAUUAAAUACUCAAUCAAAUAUCUAAAACUCAAUUGAUCCUACAUAUGCUCGAUUCAAAAAAUAUUAUUAAAGAAUAGGUAUUCCCUCUGAAAGCCCUGUUAAAUUGAGACUAUAGAAAACAAUGUCUACUACUAUAUCAUAAUAAUAAAAGAAAGACAAGAGUUCACAUUUAAAUAAUUCCCUUAAUCAUUCUCCUUCUUUACCUCUUUCAAAAGUAACUAAUAUCAAAAAAACAAAUAAUCAUAUUUAAUACCUUAAAGAAAUUAAUGAGAUAUGUUCUAUAGCAUCUAAUUAUCAUGCAUAAGUUAAAUAAGAUGAAAAAAAUCAAAUUUAACAUACAAGUUAAUAGAUUGGAUAUAUUUAAGCUGAAUUCAAUAAAUUUCAUAAUAUGUUGACAUCUGAUUUAGAAACUGUCAAUUUCAUUGAUGAUAAAAAGUGA
This is a messenger RNA of Paramecium pentaurelia, 930 nucleotides long. Lineage: Eukaryota; Ciliophora; Oligohymenophorea; Peniculida; Parameciidae. The record is from the annotation of a GenBank genome assembly.